Messenger RNA from Cuscuta campestris, 2204 nucleotides. NCBI's taxonomy places the organism in Eukaryota, Viridiplantae, Streptophyta, Magnoliopsida, Solanales, Convolvulaceae. The record is from the annotation of a GenBank genome assembly.
CAAUAGUAUUCAAGACUCAUUUGAGGGAUUUAUUUGAUAUUUUAAAAUCAUUUUUAAAAAAUGAAUUUUUUUCAAAAAGUGAAAGUCUAAAUUAAAAUUGGACAAAGAGAAUAUGAGUUUUGUUAUUUGAACCUUGCUACGGACAUCACAAGAAUUCAAUGUAGUGGUGACUCAACUCCACUCUACUCUACUAUCUACCAAAUCAAGUUUGGGAUCUCUGCAAUUUCAAUUCUUUCAGGUCUUUUUUUUUUGGCCGCCCCUCUCUCUCUUUAUAUAGAUCAUUUUUUUCUCCCCUUUGAUCUUCUAAUAUCUUGUUGUUUCUGCAUUUUUUAUUUAAUUUUUAAUGCUGAGCAUAAAUUUUGUAUGGUUUUUUAAUUAAUUUAAAGAAAACGUGUACAUUUGUUUUUCUUUGAUUGAUUCUUGCUUUAUGAGCUGGACGUUAUACUUGCACAUUGCAGAAAAGUUCAAAAGAAUCUCAUUUUGAUGUGUGAUUGAUCAUUGCUUCUCAAAAAUGCCCCUACCUGCUUCAAGUUGCAAUUUUUGUUUCAUUAUUGUUUGUGCACACAUUCCCUUUUUAUAAAUAUGUCAAUAUAUACACUCCCCUCCUUCUUCUUGUUCCAGGAUCAAUGCUUCAUAGUGCACAUAUAUACACAUCUCAAGAAUUGUCAAGUUUGUUCCACAGGUGGUUAAAUGUCAAAGACUCUUGCAGCAAUCAUUGGAGGUGCUGCAGGGCUAUUGGGCAUUUUACUUGUUCUUCUUAUCAUAUGCUUAUGGUUUUGUCUUCGCCGGAGCUUCUCAAGAACUUCCGAGGCCGGAUCUUCUGAUCCAUCUGGCCAAGAUGAUGGUGUUGGAAGAACAGUUGCUGCAGCAGAGCUAACCUCGCGAACUGCGAGAUGCUUCCAUCUGGAAGAGCUUUCGUCCGCAACAAAAGAUUUUAGUGAUAAGAAUUUGAUUGGGGAGGGGAAAUUCGGAGAGGUGUACAAAGGCUUGCUUCGCAAUGGAAUGCUUGUAGCCAUUAAAAGACGACCCGGUGUCCCUAGUCAAGAAUUCAUUGAUGAGGUCCGGUAUUUAUCGUCCAUUCAACAUCGGAAUCUAGUCACGCUGUUGGGUUACUGUCAGGAAAACAAGCAACAGAUGCUCGUGUACGAUUACGUACCUAAUGGGAGUGUAUCCAUCCACUUGUAUGGUUCUGCUAAUGUUUCAAAGGAGAGGCUUGAAUUCAAGCAUAGGCUUUCAAUAGCUAUCGGGGCAGCUAAAGGUGAUCAUCUGCGAAAUCAGUUUGGAGCAUCUCCACUCCCAGAGUCCUCGUUUGCUUCAUAAAGAUUUCAAGACCGCGAAUGUCCUUGUGGACGAGAACUUCAUUGCCAAGGUUGCGGAUGCGGGGGUUCGCAAUUUUCUUGGAAGGUUCGAUGCUGUGGGCCCAUCUUCUUCCAUCACGGCUGAUGAAAUCUUCCUUGCACCCGAGGUAAGAGAGUUCAGGCACUUCUCAGAGAAGAGUGACGUUUAUAGUUUCGGUCUGUUCCUUUUGGAGCUUGUAAGCGGUCGGGAAGCAGUCGAGUUAUUGUCUUCAAGCACAGACCAGAACAUAGUCGAAUGGGUAAAAAAAUAUUCUGCCAUUUCUCCCACCAAUUCAAACCAACCUGCUUUGCAUAAUAAUGGUCUAUCUUUCGCUUCACAUAAUCAAUCACAUAUAUAUACUAACUACAUCGGUUAUCAUCACCACCACAAAAUGAAUGAUUAAAAUGCUUGAGGUUUACUUGAAAGGGCAUUCUUCUUGCUCAUAUUUUUUUCUUUUUUAAAGGUGGAAAACCAUCAAGAAUCGGGGAACGUAUCGGCCAUAAUUGAUCAGAGAUUGGGAAACAGCUUCACAAAGGAAGGGAUGGAAGAGUUUAUGGGGCUGAUGGUGCGUUGCGUGGAGGCAUCAAGCGAGAGGCGGCCGGGGAUGAGUUACGUGGUGGCCGAGUUGGACCGCAUACUGGAGAAGGAGAUGAGCUUGACAACAAUGAUGGGGGAAGGAACACCAGUUGUCACCCUUGGAAGCCAGCUUUUUAGAGCUUCAAAAUAAUUUACUCACUAUUUGAAGAAGAAAGAAAAAAAAAAGAUUCUCCUCCCCCUCCACAAGAAGAAACAUUCUAAUCCUACAUAUUUCUGGCCCAGCUGUGUGUGUGAUAAUUGUAUAAAAAGAACAAAAACAGCUGUUGUCU